Molecule: messenger RNA, 5187 nt
Organism: Nezara viridula (southern green stink bug)
Lineage: Eukaryota; Metazoa; Arthropoda; Insecta; Hemiptera; Pentatomidae
Source: the annotation of a GenBank genome assembly
CGGGAGAGUGCACGCCUCUCAACCACACUGGAAUUUGGAUUUCUAAACUACUUACAUAACUGAAAUAAGGCUGGUUUAUAUAAAAUGUCAAAACAAGACGUAGAAGUUGGCAGUAGCCCACACCAUUCUCCGCACCUCAAAGUCAAGAGUAUCAGCGCACAGCUGUUGGCGGCAUGCUCCAAGUAUCUUAUCAUGCUCAACAUUGGGAUGGGUAUCAGUUACCCGACGAUUGCCAUACCGCCAAUCCUCAACUCCAGCACUGGCCUGUCCCUCAACCAGGACGAGGCGUCUUGGUUCGCCAGCCUCGUCUUCAUCUGGCAGCCCGUGGGCUCCAUAACCUCCGUGCCCAUGUCCGGCCUAGGCAGGAAGAGGUCCAUGUUCUAUCUCCAGAUUCCUCUCUUCAUAGCUUGGAUCCUUCCUUUCUUCGCCGAGACUGUCUGGGAACUUUACAUAGCGGCUUCCAUCAUGGGUCUUGGAAUCGGAUUCAUGCAGGCUCCUAUCGCUACAUACAUUGGAGAGGUUACCCUGCCACAGUACAGGGGUCUUCUGGCCUGCAUAGCCUACUGUUUUCUCACCCUCGGCUCGGUAUGUGUCUACGCUAUAGAUGUCAUUGUGGGCAACUGGAGGUACACUGCCCUCUAUUGUGCUGUAAUGCCACCGCUCACUGCGAUUCUUCUUUACAUUAUUCCGGAAUCCCCCAUUUGGUUGGUUUCACAAGGGCGCUACGCUGAAGCCAAGAAGGCCCUCUCAUGGCUCAGAGGCUGGGUGGCUGAAUCCGAAGUUGAACAAGAAUUUAAGACAAUGCUAAUCCACAAUUCUCCUAAAUUUGCUGCCCUGGUUGACAAUGAAAUACCAUCUGUGUCAGGAGGUUUCGAAAUGGAUUCAAAUGAACAAGUUAAAAAUGAAACUUACAAAGAACUUAAGGAUGAACAGUCCAAUGUCACCCAAACAGACGUUGAUACAGGACUUGAAAUUACAAAACCUAAGAAGACUGAAGAUGAGAAAGAGAAGGACACAAACUGGAGUGGAAAUAAAAAGGAAGAAGAACCAUUUAUUCGCUUCAUAGGCCGCCCUGAGAUGUACAGACCUCUUCUGUUGUCUGCUGUUUACUUAUACCUAUCGAAUGGAAUAGGAGUUGCAGCUUUUCGGCCUUAUUUAGUGUUGAUUUUCAGAGAUUUCAGAAUUGAAUUCAUUGAUGAAUACAUCGCAACUAUUGCUGUCACAACUAUUGGUCUAGUCGGAAACAUAGCAUCUGUCGUAUUGAUGCCACUUAUUGGAAAACGUCGACUAACUAUAAUAGCAAUUAUUUCAUGUGCUGUUGGAUGUUUUGGAAUUGGUAUUUAUAAAGUUAUCGAUGAUUAUCAACCCAUUCCACCUAACAUGACUUGGUUGGCUAUUGCCUUUAUGAUUGCGAUAUUUUUUGCAACUAAUCUUGCAGUUGGUCAUAUGCCUUGGGUACUGAUGUCUGAAAUAUUUCCUCUCAGAGGUAGGACAUUAGCAACUGGGGUUGUGGCAGGAUUUGGCAAUUUUGUACAGUUUUUGGGUACUAAGCUGUUUAUUACAUAUGUCGAUGAGAUGUACCUCAGUGGAACAUUUUUCAUGUAUGGCGCUACUUUCAUGGUAGGGCUUAUAUAUUUGUACUUCUUCUUAAUUGAAACUGAAGGUCGUUCACUCGAUGAUAUAGUCACAAUGUUUAGAGGAAAACAAUAACCAAAAUGUUUGUAUGCAUGUACAAAAAAGAUGUAAUUAUGUACAAAGUUGAAGCAAGGAGGUUCAAAUGCUUCUUAAACUUGUUUCAUAUGCACAUACAUAUUUAUAUAGAAACAUGUGAAAUUCAUGGACUGAGAAGAGUGCCAUUUUAUCAAAACCAUAUUAGCAUUUUAUUUUCCUUUGAAAUUAUAUUUGAAACUAUUAGCAGUAUUAUUAAUAAUUGUCAUGUUUAAAAAACAAGAUAGAUUUUAUAUGAAAAAAUUACAUUUUAGGAAUAGGUUGAAAUGAUAGUGAACUAUAUUGUUAUUUAAACAGUAUAGUCUUUGUUUUAAAAAAUAAGUAUUUUGUAAUAUGAUUUAAUUUGUGCACUAAUUAAUUACUCACAUUUUUUUAAUUUAAUCCUAAUUUCUCAUUUUAUUACAAAAUAAUUUUGUAUGUUUUGCUGAAAAUCAUACUGUUCCUACUUUGAAAAACAAAUAAAAUUAAAAAAAAUGUGAUUUCUUCUUCAUGUUAACUAUUUUUUCAAUUAAAAAAAAAUUCAAUUGUUAUAUAUAUUUAAUGAUGUUAAAAUUGUUAUUUAUUUUAGAUAGUUUUGUUUAUCUAUUUGUUAAACAGGAUUUUUUAUAAUCGUGACUAAAAGCACAAUAAAUUAUUAUUUAAAUUUUUAUUAUUAUUUAUGUCACCAAAAAAAAAGGUUAAUUAUAUAUAUUUAUUAUAUAGUACACUGAGAAGUAUUAAAAAAACAAAAUGGCGACCCUCUUCAAUCCGUUUUUUAAAACUAUAAGUUAAAAAAAUAUGUAAUUAUAAAAAAAUCAUUGUUUGAGGAUCAAACUUUGAGCCAGGGUAUUCCUUCUUCAAGCAUCUAUUAUGGCUUGAUUUUUUUUUCCCCAGCAGUAAGAUAAGAUUUUGAAUUAACCUAUAAUGCAUAUUUUCACAUUGUUUUAUCUAUACAUCCAGUAAUUAUAAAAAAAAAAAAAAUCAUCCUCAUUGUUGUUCUUGACCUAUUUUUUUUUAUUUAUUAAGAAUGGGUUGCCAUAUUUUUAAUGUCUCUUAAUGUAGAUAAUGAUUGAUAAUAAUCUUAAUGUAUUUAAUUUCAAACUUGAAUAGCUGUAUAAUAUACUUUACAUUAAGGAUCUAAGGGCUAGUGAAAUAUUUUUAUUGUAAAGAAUUCUAUUUUCGAUCAGAUCUAUCCUACAAUCAAUUAUAAACAUAAAAACUUGGGUGGUUUAAAAUUGGCAGUAUAAGUAAUUGUGCUCAUUAUAUACACCUAAUAAAAAAUCUAUACUCCUUUGCAUUUUAGUUUCAUAACUAAAUUUGCCUUUCAAAUGAAUGUCAAUCAUUUGUUGUGGGAACAAUUGUAAGCAUUUACCUAUAGAUCUCUUUAUGUUUGUCAAACUUGUUAAAAUUAUCAUUGAAUUAUUUUUGUAUAAUUAGCUUUUGUAAAUAUUAGAAAUGAUGAAGUGGCACACAAUACUACUAAAAGCAUUAGAAUCUGAUUCAUACAUAGCAGAUUGUUUCAUUUUUCUUGUUUAAUUUAGAUUAGUAUUUUUAAUAUGUUGUUUUUGAUGGCACAAUGUCUUGUUGUUAUUUUAAUUGUAUCCAGAAAACCUUCUAUAUAUCAAACUUAAAGGUUCCUUGGAAAAUUUGAUACACAAAAAAAUUGAAAAUUGUUUGUUAGCAUACAUGUAAAUGUACGUAUAAUGUCACUUCAAUUUUUUUUUUUACAAAUUAUGUAUUGUUUGUAGAUGUUAUAAAAGAAAAUUUUCACACAUUUGUAUCUAAUAUAAAGUAUGUUUGUUCAUAAAAAAUGCUUUAUACAUACAGAUUUUUCUUUCUCUUUUUUUUUUUUUUGUCUUUUACAAAUCAUAUAUUGUUUCUUAAUUUCAUAAUUACAAAAAUAAAAACAUACAUAUUUAUUUUUUAAAUAUUAAAAUAUUUUUCCAACAUGCAGGAAUUAUUAAUGUACUUCAAAAGUUUACUUUACUUUGUUUAAGAAACUUUACAAAAGUUUCUUAAACAAAAAAUCUUUGUUUAAGAAACUUUACGAUACGAAUGUUUCUUAAACAAAAAUUUGAUAUAUAUAUAUAUAUUAUCAAAAUAUGGAAUCAAAAUGGAAUUGACAUAGUUCAAUUAUAUGUUCAGUAAUAUUAAUAAUGUAAUUGCAAAUAUUUAGUUUAUUCGAAUAAUCUGCCACAGGUUUAUAACUUCAUUAUUACAACAAACUACAAUAUUAUUAUCCCUUCACUCAGUAUGUUGUUAAUUUUGUCAUUAAUUAUAACAUGAAGCUGUUAUAUUUAGACAUAAAAUAUAUCAAUAAGGACUUUUUGUAAGGCAUGUCAAACUUGUUUACCGCCAAGGCUCGGAUUUAUAGACUAUUAAAAUGUCAACUUUUCAGCAUCACUUUUUUCCUUAAGAGAUGACUUAUACUAUAUACCAUGAACAGAUACCAAACAACUUAUUUAGAACUAUACAGUACAAGUAUCAGUUUUUAAUAGUUAAAAAAAAAAUAAUCAUUAUGAUUAUGAUAUCUAUUGUAUUAUAAAAAAAAUUGGAGUUAUAUUUUACUGAGUACAAGAUAUUUCACCAAUGAUACUGAACUUCAAAUUUAAAUAAUUCCACUUACACUUUACAUAAAAAAAAUUCAAUUGGGUCAAGAAAUGUCAACAAUUGACUCUUAAAAAUUUCUAAAUCCCAAUUUUGGAUACUAUUGAGGUUUCAAUAGUAUACUCUCAUUAAAACAAAUUACCAACAUAUACAAUAUGUUUUCAUUGUAUUUUUAUUCAAAACCGAUACAAAUCAUUUUUUUUUAAAAGUCACACAUUUUCAAUGUUGAUUUAAUUUAAAAAUAAAUUACAAAAAAACGCUUUGUUGAAUAAACAGUAGUGUUGAUGUGUAGAUAAUUCAUUUCAUUCCACAUGAAAGAUUUGUAUUUUUAAAUAUUUAAUAUUUAGGUAUACUUAAAUUAAAAAAACAAUUAACAGACUACAGAAUGCUAUAUGAUUAGAAGACCAUUAAGGUAAACCUUGGCUUUAUAUGUAUUUUGACAGUGCUGCUUCAUACCAUUGUUCAUUAUUUAUUUAGUUUUAAGACGUAGUUUAAAAAAAAAGUAUUAUAUUUUUCAAUUGAUAGCUUUUCUUAAGCAUAUAUUGAGCUAAAUUACUUGUUCUAAAAUGUAUAAUUUGUAUAUUUAUUGUUAAAUUUGUUUUAUAAUGUAAAUGUAUAUAUUUAGAAACUUCAUUUAUUUUUUCUAUGAUUUUGUCUAAUAAUUUCAAAAUAAUACCUGUCUUCCUACAGAAAUGCUUCCCAUCAUCCACUAUUAUCGUUAAUGACUAAUAUGAAAUUGCAUGUGGAGUUCACCAGCUUUUUUUAAGUAGUUCUCCAAAAUACCUAUCUAAAUCAUUGCAUCCAGUUUCUAAUAAAACAUUUGUAUGGUGAUUAAAAAAUAAAUAACAAUAUUGAGUGCUUGGACAAAAACAA